Molecule: messenger RNA, 2704 nt
Organism: Phanerochaete carnosa HHB-10118-sp
Lineage: Eukaryota; Fungi; Basidiomycota; Agaricomycetes; Polyporales; Phanerochaetaceae
Exons: 8
Coding region: 1-2613 (870 amino acids)
Biological process (GO): ribosomal small subunit assembly; maturation of SSU-rRNA from tricistronic rRNA transcript (SSU-rRNA, 5.8S rRNA, LSU-rRNA)
Cellular component (GO): Pwp2p-containing subcomplex of 90S preribosome; small-subunit processome
Molecular function (GO): protein binding
Source: RefSeq, a predicted model, not a curated record
AUGAAGGCAAACUAUAAGUUCUCCAAUCUCUGUGGCACGGUGUACAGACAAGGAAAUAUUAUUUUUACCUCGGAUGGCAACACCGUAUUCAGUCCCGUCGGCAACCGGGUGUCUGCGUUUGACCUCGUGAACAACAAGUCAUGGACAUUCCCGUUUGAGAACCGCAAGAACAUUGCUGCAAUAGCUCUGAGCUCUGACUCUAAUGUGAUGAUAAGCGUGGACGAAGACGGCCGUGCUUUACUGGUCAAUGUCCGAAGAUCCGUAGUAUUACACCACCAUAACUUCAAAAAGCCAGUAAACGCUAUCAAGUUCUCCCCAGACGGCAAGUUCAUUGCAGUCUCUCACGACUCACAUGUGCAAGUCUGGAGGACACCUAACCACCUCAUUCGAGAGUUUGCUCCGUUCAACCUUCAUCGCACAUAUACCGGUCACCACGAUGAGGUCCUCAGUAUAGAAUGGGCACCAGAUUCAAAAUCUUUCUUAACAGCUUCACGAGACAUGACCGCACGGCUGUUUACACUGGAUCCUGUGGAGGGAUUCCGACCAAAAACCUUCGCCGGACACCGCGAUGCAGUUAUUGAUGCUUACUUCUCUUCCGAUUGCAAGACAAUCCAUACUGUUAGUCGAGAUGGUGCUGUUUUCACUUGGAAGGCCAAGGCGACCGAGUCGGAGUCGGACACAGAAGAUGAAAUGCCAAUGGCAUCUACCUCUUCAGACCCAGGGCACGUCUCAAAACUGAUAGUGCACACGCGAUGGGGAGUUCACAAGCGCAAUUACUUCCAUCAAGCGAACACGAAAGUGGUCUGCAGCGCCUUCCAUCGACCAUCAAACUUGCUCAUCAUCGGCUUCUCUACUGGUGUCUUCGGCAUCUGGGAGAUGCCAGCGUUCGCCAACAUCCACACACUGAGCAUCUCGCAAGAAAAGAUCUCGUCCGUUGCGAUCAACCCGUCGGGAGAGUGGUUGGCGUUCGGCGCGCGGAAACUUGGGCAGCUGCUCGUCUGGGAGUGGCAGUCCGAAUCAUAUGUGCUCAAGCAGCAGGGCCACUAUUUUGACAUGAACACGCUCUCGUAUGCUCCUGACGGGCAGAACGUCGCAACAGGCGGGGACGACGGCAAGGUCAAGGUCUGGAACACGGUCUCUGGCUUCUGUUUUGUCACAUUUUCCGAGCACUCCGCGGCCAUCUCGGCUGUCGAGUUCGCAAAACAAGGCCAGGUGCUAUUCUCUGCAUCUCUUGAUGGUACCGUCCGUGCAUUUGACCUUAUUCGCUACCGGAACUUUCGUACAUUCACCUCUCCGACACCUGUCCAGUUCUCAUGCUUAGCGGUCGACCCGAGUGGUGAAGUGGUCGCCGCCGGCUCGUCCGACUCGUUCGAGAUCUUUCUCUGGUCGGUCCAGACCGGGAAGCUUCUCGACGUGCUUGCUAGCCACGAGGGUCCUGUCUCGUCUCUCGCAUUCUCACCGACGGGCAACCUGCUUGCCAGCGGCUCGUGGGACAAGACCGCCCGAGUGUGGAAUGUUUACGCUCGCUCGCACAACGUCGAGCCGUACCAGCUCAGCGCGGACGCACUCGCACUCGCCUACCGGCCAGACGGCAAGGAGAUCGCCGUCUCCAUGCUCGAUGGGCAGAUCAUGUUCUUCGAUGUCGACCAAGGCAAGCAGACGGGCGUCAUCGAGGGGCGGCGGGACAUCUCCGGCGGGCGCAAGGCCGACGACCGCGUCACGGCGGCGAACAACUCGUCGAGCAAGUACUUUAGCAGCCUCACGUACAGCGCCGAUGGCCGGUGCCUCCUUGCGGGCGGGAAUAGCAAGUAUGUCGCCAUCUACGACGCCCUCGAUGGCGUCAUGGUCAAGAAGUUCCAGAUCUCGCAGAACCUCAGUCUCGACGGCACGGAGGAGUUCCUCGACAGCAGGAAUAUGACUGAGGCGGGCAACACCGAUUUUAUCGAUGACCGAGACGACAGCGACCUCGAGGACCGGAUGGACGUGAGCCUGCCAGGCGUCACGCGGGGCGACAUGUCGAAACGGCGGUACCGCCAGGAGGCGCGGACGAAGUGCGUGCGUUUCGCGCCCACAGGACGCGCAUGGGCCGCCGCGUCGACGGAAGGGCUCCUUAUCUACUCGAUCGACGACUCGCUCGCGUUCGACCCCUUCGACCUCGACCUCGAUCUCACGCCGCAGUCGUUGCUCUCCGUGCUCGCACGGCGCGAGUAUCUGAAAGCGCUCGUAAUGGCGUACCGCUUGAACGAGAAGCCCCUCAUUCACAAAGUGUAUGAGAGCAUACCGAGAGACGACAUCCGUCUCAUGGCGCGGCAGCUGCCCGUGGUGUAUCUCUCGCAGAUGCUGCGCUUCGUCGCCGAACAUCUCGAGAAGAGUCCGCACCUAGAGUUUGACCUCAUGUGGGUGAAUGCACUUCUGCAUGCCCACGGCCGACACCUACGUGACCGUUCGGGAGAGUACGCUAGCGUCUUCCGGCUGGUACAGAAGGGAUUGAUGGAUGCCGAGCGGUCCGUCAACAGGCUGUGCGAUGAAAACAGUUCAACUCUGUCGUAUCUCCUAGAUCAGUCAAGAGCUGUGCAAGAUUCAGACAUUCACAUGGGAGACGACUUGUCGUAAUCUAGCAGCUGUCCUGUACUACUGCUACGCCUUACAAACAUGCAUGCUGUGUGCGUUCUUAGGAGCCUGCGAAUUAUACACCAUGAACCGC